Messenger RNA from Brassica rapa (field mustard), 597 nucleotides. RefSeq names its product mitogen-activated protein kinase kinase kinase 18. Gene Ontology annotation, biological process: protein phosphorylation; signal transduction. The record is from RefSeq and is a predicted model, not a curated record. Gene Ontology annotation, molecular function: ATP binding; protein kinase activity. Lineage: Eukaryota; Viridiplantae; Streptophyta; Magnoliopsida; Brassicales; Brassicaceae.
AUGGUAAUCAAAACGACCGCUUUCUCACAAGCUUCACAACUUGAGAACAAGAAGAGAUUCUUAAACUGUCUCGAGAAUAACCCAUAUGUUGUAUCCUACUAUGGCAAAAAGAUCACACUCGACAAGAAGAGUAAGAAGAUGUUAUACAACAUGAUCCUCGAGUACUGUCGCGGUCAAUGCUUCGCUAAGAAAAUCAAACGCCACAAAGGUAUCGGGUUACCGGAAGAAGAUGUGAAGAGAUUCGCUCUCGACAUCUUGAUUGCGAAGAUCUCUGGUUUUGGGAAAACAAUGGAGAAAGGGUCGAGUGAAUACGGUGAUGGAUGGGGUUAUAGGAGAGGUACGACACAGUUUAUGUCGCCAGAGCUUACAAGGGACAAGAUUCUAGACUAUGGUGCAGAUGUUUGGGCCUUUGGAUGUACGGUUUUUGAGAUGUUGACAGGAGAACUGGUUUGGAGUGAGCAUGGAGAGCUUGUUUGGGAAGAUUGGAUAACUCUCAUCGGUGUAAGCGAUAUGGUUCUAUAUGUCCAUAACUCUCCUUUGUGUAAGCAAAUCCUAUGUGACUUUAGUUCUCUAUUGAUGGGAUAUAGUUCUAUAUGA